UUGAACACGCGCACGCACGCACGCACGCACGCCAUAGCGAAUCUCCACCAUAACGGGACAAGUUUCAACCACCGGGAUAACCGAGCAACUCUCGGCGCUGCUCUCCCCGCAUUGGAGCGCCUGUCCCCGGGCAGAGAACUGCUGCUGAAACCACCACCACAACAACAACGAUGACGAAGAUACUGACAGGAGGAGGCCACUGCCGAAGGUGCAGCCCUCGCUAGACUUCCCCCAUCUACCACUACCGCUACCACUACCACUGCCACCCCCACCCCAUCCCAACGCUCCAACAUCAUGGCCAACCACCUGGAGUUGAUCCAGGAGCUGCAGCAGCUGGACAAGGUGCCCAGUCUGGAGAGGCUGCGGGCGGCCCAGAAGCGCCGCACUCAGCAGCUCAAGCGGUGGGCCGUGUACGAGAAGGAGAUGCAGAACAAAAAGCGCAAGGCGGACAGGAAGGGACGCAACGCCAACGGCUAUCAGCAUGCCGAGGCCAAGAGGCGAGUGUCGUUCGCAGCCAGCGUGGCGCUCUUGGAAGCAUCGGCCAGGAAUGACCCGGAUGAAGUGCGCUACUUGCUAAAAAACAAUGUGAGCCCAGACCUCUGCAAUGAAGACGGCCUCACCGCACUUCAUCAGUGCUGCAUAGACAACUACGAGGAGAUGGUGAAGAUCCUACUGGAUCGUGGAGCUUGCGUCAAUGCUCAGGACAACGAGCUGUGGACGCCGCUGCACGCUGCCGCUACCUGCGGCCACGCGGUCCUCGUCAAGACACUCAUUGCACAUGGUGCUGAUCUGCUGGCGGUCAACUCUGAUGGGAACAUGCCGUACGACCUUUGUGAAGACGACCCAACACUGGACAUCAUUGAGACGGCCAUGGCCAACAGGGGCAUCACCCAGGAGAUGAUCAACGAGACCCGGGCGUCCACAGAGAGGAGGAUGCUGGGAGAUAUCCAGGAACUGGUGAGGCUGGGUGACGAAGUCAACCAUCAGGACUCGCAGGGAGCCACACUGCUGCACAUCGUGGCAGCGAACGGCUACAUGCAGGCGGCCGAGCUGCUGCUGGAGGGCGGCGCUCGCAUGGACCUGAGAGACUCGGACGGAUGGCAGCCGCUCCACGCCGCGGCCUGCUGGGGGCAGAUGCAUGUGGCUGAGCUGCUGGUGUCUCACGGGGCCAGUCUCAAUGCCAAGACCUUCCUCGAAGAGACCCCCAUUGACCUGUGUGAGGAUGAGGAGUUCAGAACGAUUCUGCUGGACCUGAAGCACAAGCAUGACAUCAUCAUGAAAUCCCAGCUCAAACACAAGACUUCGUUGUGCCGACGGACGUCCAGUGCAGGCAGUCGUGGGAAGGUGGUGAGGCGAGCCAGUUUGUCCGACAGACACAACCUGUGCCGCAAGGAGUACGAGACGGAGGCCAUCGUGUGGAGGGGAGGCAGGGAGGAGGAGGAGGAGAAGGAGGACAAAGAGAAGGAGCCUGACCAGGAAAACAUCCAGGUGCUUCAUGUAAAGCCCGAAGAGGCAGUCGAUCCACCUGACCAGACCAAGCUGCCCACCAUCCUCAAAGAUGGCAGCAGCAAGCACAAUGGCCUCAUCUCUACAUCUACAUGCGUACCCCCGCAGCCACCCGCCAACGGCAAGGCGGCAGUGAACAAGAGCACGCUAGCCGCUAGUCCGGCCAGCCAUGAUGAAACUUUUCCUCGCGAGCGAGCUCAGACUCUGUCAGAGCUAAAAAAGCACCGGGCGGCGGCAAAGCUGUUGAACCACCCCCUGUUCAAUGGUCACCUGGGCAACGGUUCCACAGACUCCUUCAGCGACGCCAAAUCCCUUUCGGACGACCCCCGCAUGCCACUGGUUUCGUCCAACGGCAGCGCUGUGUUCUACACGCCGGCGAGCGGCGAGCCGCCACUCCUCAGACUCAGGCAGCCCGUUGAUGAAGAGCAGCCCAAGUCGCGGACCUGCUGCUGCAUGUCGUAGCGCCAUCGUCGUGCGAGGCCAAGGAACUGCAAACGUUUGCACAGAAGAGCUGGAGGCAGGUCAAAUAACUUUCACUCAAAAAAGUGGACUUUCUACAUGAAUGGAGGUUGCAAGUGUAGCAGGCUAACAAACCGAGGCUUUGGAUUAAAUUUGGAUACAUGGAAAGAACCACAAUGAUGGAUGGCUGAAGACAAUUCUAGGUAUAAGAGGAACCUCCAAAGUCGAUCUGUUCCAUGAUACUGGUUGACAUCCCUGAUGUUUCAAAACAUUAUUAUUAUUUUUUUUUAAACGGCAGACUUCCUAUUUCCUUAGGGGCAUUGCCUCUUUAGAUUUUUUUGGGGGGGGGUCUACUUAUGAUAGACAUGCCUACCACAUUUUAUGUUGCCAAGUGAAAGGUUCGGAGCUACCGGGCAAAAAUUCACCGCUAUGCUCCGCCCACAUGCAAUGAUGAAAACUUGGCUUUAGUGUUGCACAUCUGGUUCAAAUUUGGUAGAAAGCAGAUUAAAUCUUGCAAACAAGUUUGUGUUUAAAGAACCCCGAGAAAAACCAAAACAAAACCAAUAUAAAUGGAACCUCCAAAGUUGAACAAAAUCUAUCUGUUCCGUGAUGGUGGUUGACUUCCAAGUUGUUCCAUUUACAAAACAAUUUCCCCCAUAGGACGUGUUAGAUGAAUGAAUUAAUUCCAGGUCAUCUUAGAAGUGAUCACUGGUGUCCUGCUGUCCUUUAGAUAUCGUAUUUUCACGCAUCGCAUUAAAAGGCGCAGUCUCAGUUACCGGGUCUAUUUCUGUAUUUAACACAUACAUAAGGCGCACCGUAUUAUUGGGCGCAGGCAUGGUAAAACAUACGCUAGCUUAAAACAUACGGUAGCAUGCAUGCCCGCUAACGAUAUACCUACUGGGGGCGUGUCUUUAGCCUCCUCUGUCACGCGCAGCCUUCCCCCUUUUACGUCCGUAUGCUGUCCUCAGUCACGUCCACCUUCCUCCAUAUAAGCAGGGCGUCGGCAGGAAAUGCUCCCAGUCAGUCAAGCGGAGCGCUGAAGUCACACAACAACAUUUACAGAUUUUGGAACUCUGUGCACACACCCCAUCCAUUUUGGAGAAAAUUUAAGACUUUUAAGUGCCCCUUAUGGUCGUGAAAAUACGAUACUUACUGAGAGCUAAAGCCUCAGAUUUGCUGUUUGAAUUCCAAUUAUGUUUGAAUUCCAAUUUGUACCACCAUUUCUUGUGUUCGACUUUGGGGGUUACGCUGUUCACAAGUGAACUUUUGAGAUAUUUCAUUUUGUCUUUUCUUUUUUUUUUUAACAUGAAGGAAAAGUCAUCGUGUAGGACAGCAGUCAUAAAUUUCAACAUAUCAGAAGAAGCAAACAUAGUGCUUUGAACGCCGUGAAUUAGUAAAGGGAAGGAAUGCCAUAAAAGUGUUAUCAUGUACAAGUCACUGUCCCCUUUGUAUACUGUAUGUCUGCACCCAACUGAUAUUUCUAUUGAUCCGCUUUGAGAUGAAAACUGUCAACCGUACGUUUCUUUAUUUAUUACAUGAUUUAUGUGUUCCUACAUUGGAGUGUAUUUAUUGUUGCGGAUGGUGUGUGGAGAGUGAAUGCGAUACAGAAAAGAGCCAGCAAAGCACCUUUUUCCUCAUAUGCUAGCGGAAGGUUUAAUUGUAGCAUGAUCCCUAGAAAUAACACAAAAUGGCCAUAACAAAGCCAGAAUGGAGGAUCCGACAUUUAUCUGACUUUUUUUUUUUUUUUUUACACAGAACCACAGCAUCAGAAACAGUAAAUAGGACGGGAUUUAAACUGCAUAGCUGGUUCAAGUGACAAUUCCAAUUUAUUUUCUAUCAAUCGGCACAAUUGCAGUACAGAAUAAGUAAAAAAAAUUGAAAAAAAACAACAAAAAACAAACAAACAUGAAAUCGCAUACGUUCAGAUCAGAAUCAGGCCUCCAGUACGGUACACAUUGGGUAACAACCAAUGUAAGUGAAAAGUGCAGCAUAAACGUACAGAUUGGAUAUACCCUGUCAAUGCGAGCUCAUCAAAAUAAAUCGAUUGGCGCUGUAUACUUUUAAUACUUUGUAUUAUUUAUGUGUUAUUGUUUACGUCCAUGUUGUAACUUAGUCAAGUUAUGACUUAGGAGUUAUUUCCACGCAAUUUGUGCAUCUGUGCAUGAGGGUUGGUUCAUGUGUUCUGUCAGUGUAAACACAGCCAUAUCGGAAAUGUGUCACUUAAAAUGCAAAAAAAAAAAAAAAAAAAAAAAUAAAAUAAAAAAAGAGCAGAUACUGUAUAGGCAUUAAACUGGAAUUGGAUGCUUGGAUCUGCAGUGUAAAUCAAGGAAUGCGGAAUUCCAUUCUCUGACUGUCCCUCCUAAUCAACUGACUUUUUAUUUAAUUUAGGAAUGGUCAUUCAAGUAAAUUUCCUUGAUUGACAGGUAACAUGAACGACCACUUUACCGUUACCAUACAGUGUUUGUUAUUCAAUGAAAUACCAUAUAUGUUGCCUCAUCUCCAUGUGAGUGCCAAAGAGUCUUCCAUUAAAAAAUACAGUAUAAUUUAGAUGUAAAUGGUUCCUUUAAACCGACAUUCCCCCUGCCCUCCCUUGUACAGUCUCAAUGAUGUGCACAGAUGAAUUUUUAAAUACUAACGUUGUCUGUUCCCAUGAACUGCAUUUGUCUGUAUGUUUAUUGGUGUCCUAAUGAAAAAUAACAUAGGAGAAUACACAUAACGAUCCUCUUUGGUAAUCCCGCUUUAUAUGUGUCAUAUGCCUGCGAAGUAGACGCAGGUGUCAGUGUUAAAUGUGUUCCUCCACUGUGUCAUUUUUUUGGGUCCUGAAAUGUCAGGAAUGAAAUGUUUUUUUUUUUUUUAAUGUUAACUAAAUGUCUAGCUGCUGCGGUGGAAUAAAUUGACACGUCCAAUUCCUUCACAACAUAUACAGUAGUUACAUGUGUGAUUAUCAACAAGUGUCCAGAAAGAGACAAAAGGAUACAAAUAUAAAGAAAGAACUACUGAUGAUUUUGUAAUUAUUAGACUGACUAUACUGAUGGGCUGUAUUCACAUAUUUUGAAUAAAUUGUAUAUUUUGAGAAUUGCA
Phycodurus eques (leafy seadragon) is the source of this 5046-nucleotide messenger RNA. RefSeq names its product protein phosphatase 1, regulatory subunit 16B (gene ppp1r16b). The record is from RefSeq and is a predicted model, not a curated record. The transcript has 11 exons. Bases 295 to 1968 code for a protein of 557 amino acids. Gene Ontology annotation, biological process: regulation of sprouting angiogenesis; establishment of endothelial barrier. Lineage: Eukaryota; Metazoa; Chordata; Actinopteri; Syngnathiformes; Syngnathidae. Gene Ontology annotation, cellular component: cytoplasm. Gene Ontology annotation, molecular function: phosphatase regulator activity; protein binding; enzyme inhibitor activity.